Molecule: messenger RNA, 1204 nt
Organism: Sphaerodactylus townsendi
Lineage: Eukaryota; Metazoa; Chordata; Lepidosauria; Squamata; Sphaerodactylidae
Gene: CMSS1
Product: cms1 ribosomal small subunit homolog
Exons: 10
Coding region: 175-1050 (291 amino acids)
Cellular component (GO): nucleus; 90S preribosome
Source: RefSeq, a predicted model, not a curated record
CAAGCAAGCACAGCCAAAAGCCAUCGCGAACUGGUCUUCCUGAAGUGGACAGCCGACCCACGAGAGCUCCCCUGGGCGGGCUUCUCUCGGCAGCGGCGCCCUUGGAGCUUUGGUUUUGGCUCCUCCUCCUCCUCCUCCUCCAAGAAGCAGCGUGGCCUGGAGCGCAUUGGCAGCAUGGGGGACACUCUGGAGGAGCCCUGGUGGGAAUCCGCGGGGCAAACCCGCCAAAGGAGCACCAACAGCAGCUCAGAUCGUUCUGAUGACGAAUCCUUGGAGGAAGCAACUGGACCAAGUAAAGUAAUGAAGCCACCUGCAAACAACAAGCCUGUGUCUUCAAAGAAAAGAAAACAGCAUACUGAAUGCUUUCCUGGUGCAGAAGAAGACCAAUCUAAGGAUAAAAAAGAAGGUGAAGGGAAGCCAAAGAAGCGAAGAAAGAAGAAAAUUUCAGAUAUUCUUGCACAAUCUGCUCCAAAACCUGGAACCCCUGAAGAUGUAAAAAAACUGCUUAAGGAACACUUCGGAGCUAAACGUUCUGUGAUUGAAUUAGAAGAAUUAAAGCUACCAGAUGCCUGUUUCCUUCCUCCCAAUGACCUCACCCACAGUUUUUCCUCCUACCUGAAGGAAAUCUGCCCUAAAUGGGCGAAGCUCCGUAAAAACCACAAGGAGAAGAAGUCAGUAGUGAUGCUGAUAAUCUGCAGUUCUGCCCUCCGUUGUCUGGAACUCAUCAAGUCAAUGACUGCUUUCAAAGGAGAGGGCAAAGUUAUGAAAUUGUUCGCAAAACACUUAAAGAUCCAAGAACAGUCGAAAAUACUGGAGAAAGAUGUCAUCCACGUCGGUGUUGGGACACCUGGAAGGAUAAAAGUGCUCAUAGAGCAAGACAGCCUCAGUCUGGCAGGUUUGAAGUAUGUCAUCUUGGACUGGAACUGGAGGGAUCAGAAGUUAAGAAGAUUAGUUGAUAUCCCUGAGAUAAGAAAAGAAUCCAUUGACCUUUUGGAGAUUGGCCUGAUCAAGCUGUGCAGAGAAGGUUCUGUGAAGCUGGGACUCUUUUAAGUGGGAUUUCAGAAGCCAUACUCCACUUAUUCCCCUUACCUUGCCUUUCCACUGACUAAGUGGAGGCUUCUUGGUUUUGAGAUGCAUGGUAGAAUUCAGUGCGUGAUCCUUUUGUCAUAUUUCAUUCUUUUAUAAUAAAACAACUGGGAAUGUG